Chionomys nivalis (European snow vole) is the source of this 552-nucleotide messenger RNA. RefSeq names its product crystallin gamma N (gene Crygn). Gene Ontology annotation, biological process: visual perception; lens development in camera-type eye. Gene Ontology annotation, molecular function: structural constituent of eye lens. The record is from RefSeq and is a predicted model, not a curated record. The transcript has 4 exons. Lineage: Eukaryota; Metazoa; Chordata; Mammalia; Rodentia; Cricetidae. Bases 1 to 552 code for a protein of 183 amino acids.
AUGGCGCAGCGCUCCGGGAAGAUCACUUUCUAUGAGGGCAAGCACUUCACAGGGCGGAAGCUGGAGGUCUUUGGGGACUGUGACAACUUCCAGGACCGAGGCUUUAUGAACCGAGUGAACUCCAUCCGUGUGGAGAGUGGAGCCUGGGUCUGCUUUGAUCAUCCUGACUUCCGAGGCCAACAGUUCAUCUUAGAGCAUGGCGACUACCCUGAGUUCUUCCGCUGGAAUGGGCACAAUGACCACAUGGGCUCCUGUCGGCCUGUGGGCAUGCACGGAGAACAUUUCCGCAUAGACAUCUUCGAGGGCUGCAACUUCACAGGCCAGUGCUUGGAGUUCGUGGAAGACUGCCCCUUCCUGCAGAGCCGGGGCUGGGCCAAGAGCUGUGUCAACGCCAUCAAGGUGUAUGGGGAUGGAGCGUGGGUCCUCUACGAGGAGCCCAACUACCGCGGCCGCAUGUACGUGGUGGAGAGGGGCGACUUCCGCAGCUUCUCCGACUGGGAGGCCCAGAGCGCUCGUGUGCAGUCGCUCCGCAGGGUGCUCAACUUCUUCUAG